GAGAGAGAAAAAGGAAAAGAAUAAAAUGGAUAAAUACUUGAACAAAUUGUUUUAAGUAAUACUUAUUAUUUUGUCAUAAGAAGAAGAAGAAGAAAAAGUUAUAUGUAAAAUGCAUCUUGAAAUUCAAAUUAUAUGUAUUUUUUAAUGUUAUUAAAUUGAUAGAAUUGAAAAAAAUGAAAGCAGCAAAAGCAAUGCCGGGAAAAAUGGUAAGGAGAGAGAAAUUAAUGUUUUUGAUGAAGGAACAGAUGAAUGUUAUGUUCAUGGAGAUAAGAGCUACUACUAUUUUUUCUUCUUCUUUUUCUACUUCAUUAGUACUCUUCCUUUUUCUCCUUUUUAUUCUUAUUCUCUUUGUUCUUUAAUUUCAUCAGCUCACAUAAAUCUUUGUGUUUAAAAAAAAAGAUUUAAUUUUCAUAACCUAAAGUUUUUAUAUUUGUGUUUCUUGAUCUAAGUUGAAAAAGAUUUAAUUUUUCAUUUACUUAGGUUUAGACUUGUGUUUCUUGAUCUGGGAUUGUGUUAAUUUACUCUGAAGUUGAAAAAGAUUCAAUUUUUAAUUACCUAAAGCCUUUUUACUUGUGUUUCUUGAUCUGGGGUUCUAUUGUUUUACAUUGAAGUUCAGAAAGAAUUCAAUUUUCAAUUACUUGAAAGUGUUUACAAUUGUGUUCCUUGAUCUGGGGUUCUCUUGUUUUACAUUGAAGUUGAAAAAAGUUUCUUGCUUUUUUAGAUGGGAUUGUUUAUUUAUCUCUAGAUAUUGCUAAUCUGGGGUUUUGAUAGUUUUAGCUGUUUAAUGAGUGUUUCUCAGUAGUUGUUUUGUUCUGAGCUCUGGAUCUGAUCUUGAUUGUUAUGAAAAAUUUGAUCUUGGGAUCAAAUCUUGAUGAUUCUGGGAUUGGCUGAGUUGGGUUUUUAGGUUUUGAGUCAACAGAUUGGUCAAAAAGUUUCAGCCUUUUUGUUGUCACAAGUUUCAAGCUUUUUUUGGUUGUAGAUAUAUUCAAAUUUGGUGUGAAGUAAAUUGUUGUAAUCUGUUGUCCCCUUCUGGAUAUUUAGUGAUUUCUGAGGGGAAAUCUUACUUGUCUUUUGUUUCUCUAGUUCUUUAUGAGGAACCUUACUCAUUGUUAAAGGAAAAAAAACACUAAAUAUAACUUUGAAUCCACUAAUUUUAUUGUGGGUUAUAGUUUUGAUAGAGUUUCUUCUUUUUAACACCAAGAAAUCCGAUUACACAAACAUUAGAUUAGGAUAAGAAUUAAGAGUUGCAGACUUGUCUAAUUGAGGCAAAAACUUGUUGAGUUGACUGCUGGUCUAUGGGAGUACCAGAUAGUUCUCUACUGGAUUUGAUAGAGAAAGUUAGGUCUUGGAUAUCGUGGGGUAAAAGUGAUCGAACUUCAUUGGCUGGUGGACGCGAUAUGGAUGUUGAAAGUUGCAAAACCUGUUGUGAAUGCAAGGUGAAGUUUACUGAUUCUUGCCUCAAGUUCCAGUGCCCAAGUUGCAGUCGAGUAUUCUGUAGGGAUUGUGUUGUGCACAUUUUUGGAUCUGAUGAUGUUGUUGCAUCUGGAUCGGGAGAAUCCGGAAGCAUGGCCAGGGCUGUGGUCGAUAUCAAGACUUGCAAAUUUUGUUCAGACCUAAGCAAUUGUCAUAAAAGCACAAGGAAGUUUUGCGACAAAGUUUAUCCUUCUGAAUCUCCCAGGGAAAGCCCAGAACCGCCGUCACCAAGUCUCAGUAGUGACAUGUUUGAUGGUGAUUCUACCCAUGAUGCAAGUAAGAGUAGUUUUACAGCCUUUUCAAGUCAUCCAUCUCCGGUGUCUUUGCAUCACUCGCCUAGCAGGAGUGAUGAAGAUGAAGGAGCGGGCUUCACAAAUCAAUCUUUUAGCCCAUCAAGUGAUUUUUGUCAUGAUACUUCUGAUUUAGAAUCAAGUAGUGUUAGUGCUAGACAUAAAUUUUACCAUCUCAGAUCAUUUGGAUCCAGUCCUUCACACAGCCCCUCUAGGAUUCGUUUUACUUCCAAUAGAGUUGGGCAUUCUGUUCAGGACCAACACGAGACUCCAAGAUCUCAGAACAAUGGUCCCUUUGAUCAAGAAACCUUGGUUGUUUUAGGAAGGCUUGAGAAAGGGAAUGAGGAUCCUGAUGACUCUGACAAUUUGUCUGUUUACCGAGACCAGUUAGAGAAGCAGCAAAAGCCAUUGGAUUUUGAAAACAAUGGUCGUAUGUGGUUUCCUCCUCCACCUGAUGAUGAAGAUGACGAGACACAAAAUAAUUUCUUCACAUAUGACGAUGAUGAUGAUGAAAUUGGAGAGACAGGUGCUACAUUCUCUUCAAGUGGGAGCCUUUCCAGUAUUUUCCCUGCAAAGGAUAAACAACAGUCGAAUCACAAGGAACCAUUACAAGCUGUUGUACAUGGUCAUUUCAGGGCUCUCGUCUUGCAGCUAUUGCAAGGAGAAGAUAUACAUUCUGGGAAAGAAAGCGCCGCUGAUGACUGGAUUGACAUAGUUACAUCACUAGCAUGGCAAGCUGCAAACUAUGUGAAGCCCGAUACUAGUAAAGGAGGCAGCAUGGAUCCAGUUGAUUAUGUCAAGGUUAAGUGCAUAGCUUCAGGAACCCGAAGUGAAAGCACCCUCGUUAAAGGAGUAGUUUGUACUAAGAAUAUCAAACACAAGCGCAUGACUUCACAGUACAAAAAUGCUCGAUUACUUAUCUUAGGAGGAGCACUUGAGUACCAAAGAGCUGCCAAUCAGUUGGCAUCUUUUGACACCUUAUUGCAACAGGAAAAGGAGCAGCUCAAGAUGAUUGUUUCAAGAAUAGAGGCCCAUCAUCCUAAUGUGCUACUUGUGGAGAAAAGUGUGUCUUCAUAUGCUCAGGAGCUUCUAUUGGCAAAAGAGAUCUCUUUGGUGUUAAAUGUUAAGGCUCCACUGCUUGAGCGCGUAUCCAGAUGUACUGGUGCUCUAAUAACCCCAUCCAUUGAUAACAUAGCCACAACAAGAUUGGGACAUUGUGAGCUCUUCCACUUAGAAAAGGUCUCUGAAGAGCAUGAACAUGCUAACCAGUUGAACAAGAAGCCAUCAAAAACUUUGAUGUUUUUUGAUGGUUGUGCCAGGCGUUUAGGUUGCACGGUCUUGUUGAGGGGCUCAUGUCGUGAAGAGCUCAAGAAGCUGAAGAAGGUCGUUCAGUAUGCUGUAUUUGCUGCAUAUCAUCUAUCUCUUGAGACAUCGUUUCUUGCUGAUGAGGGUGCUAGUCUACCUAAAGUGCCUGCAGCCACCUCAAUUGCUAUACCAGAGAGGACAUUUGCUGAUCAUGCUAUCUCAGUGAUUUCUCAAUCUUCCAUGCCUGCAAGAUCGCAGACAGUUGCUAAUGACCCACAUGUUCAAGUAGGAUCCAACUUCAACGUGGAGGCAGUUUUACCAGAGUCAUUGUUGGAGUAUCACUACCCUCAAUGUGGUGAUCAAUCUAACCUAGAUGACUGUGGAGCAAGAGAUGUUCUCACUAUUGCAGAUCGUGAAAAUCUAGCACUGGUUUUGGCGCAUGAUCCAAGACCUGUUGGUUCUGUUGAAAUUGAAGAUCAAACUAAUGAAGGAUCGUUAGAAACCUCAGGUCAAGAAGAGAGUCAACCCACAGAAAUAGGAGAGCUAUCAAAGCUUGAAAGAUCAGAUGAAACCAAAGCCUCCAAUGAAGUCUAUUCAGCUGCUGACAAUCGUCAAAGCAUAUUAGUGUCCUUCUCUAGUCGAUGUGUUCUAAAUGGAACAGUAUGUGUACGUUCUCGGCUCCUUCGCAUCAAGUUUUAUGGCUCCUUCGAUAAGCCACUUGGCCGGUAUCUUCUGGAUGAUCUUUUUGGUCAGAUGUCGUCCUGUCAAUCGUGCAAGGAGCCAGCUGAGGCUCAUGUCAUCUGUUAUACACACCAGCAGGCGAAUCUUACCAUAAACGUUAGACGUCUUCCGUUGGUGAAUUCUCUUCCUGGUGAACGGGACAAAAAGAUUUGGAUGUGGCAUCGAUGCCUUAAGUGUGCACAAAUAGGAGGAGUUCCACCAGCGACUCGCAGAGUAAUAAUGUCAGAUGCUGCUUGGGGACUUUCAUUUGGGAAGUUCUUGGAACUUAGUUUUUCAAAUCAUGCAACUGCUAAUCGUGUUGCUAGCUGUGGUCAUUCUCUGCAAAGAGACUGCCUCCGAUACUAUGGGUGUGGAAGUAUGGUUGCAUUCUUCCGUUAUUCUCCUAUUGAUAUUCUGUCAGUUCGUCUGCCCCCAUUAACUCUUGAAUUUUGUGGCUACACAGAGCAGGAGUGGUUAAGGAAAGAAGCAGCUGAGUUACUGUGUAAAGCCAAGGCUUUGUAUGCGGAAAUAUCAAGUGCCUUCCGCAGGAUUGAAGACAAAAGUUACUCUUUAGAACGUGAACCAUCUGAUACAACUCAAUUGCAUGACUGCAUUUUGGAGUUAAAAGACCUGCUUAUGAAGGAAAAGAACGAUUACCAAGACUUCCUGCAGCUGGAUGAUGAUGAAACAUUUGACCCAAGACAGGGAUCAAUAGACAUUCUUGAGCUGAAUCGCUUGAGGCAUUCCCUUGUGAUUGCUUCACAUGUUUGGGAUCGUCGACUUUUGUCCAUCAAGUCCUUCCUCCAAAAGAGUUCUGGUUCAGUGGGUUCAGAGGAUUGUGGAUCUUGUAAUGAGCUGAUAGACUGGAGAAGGGACAUGUUUCUAAAGAAUGAGACUCUUGAACAUGUUUAUGAAGAGUCUCUGCCUGAGUUCUCAGACUCAGAGGAAUAUCAAGAAAAAGCUUUGCAGUCCGAACAGGAGGGAACUGGCGUAUCACCUUAUGGUUCUGGUGAGCUAGAAAGCUCCAUACUAACCGCAUCUGAGAGUGAGAGAAUGCAGGAAAUGCAGAUGGAAGUAGAGAAUGCAUUUACUAAAACAUCCUUGGAACGAGCUCCUUCAGCUGCAUCAGUCCUUUCUGAUCAGAUAGAUUUUGCUUGGUCUGGCACUGAUCGUUCUCCCAAAAAAGCUCAGUUGCUACAAGGAGAUGGAUCUGAAGCUGCUCCUCUCAGACAACCAAGUCAUCUUGAUUUGCCUUCUCUUAGAAGGAUAAGGUUACCUGCAAGAGUUCACUCCUUCGAUUCUGCUAUGAGACUUCAAGACAGAAUCAGGAAGGGGCUACCACCUUCUUCAUUGCAUCUAUCAUCAAUUAGGUCUUUUCAUGCUUCUGGAGACUACAAGAAUAUGAUCAGAGAUCCUGUCUCCAGUGUUCAGAGAACUUAUUCACAGAUGUCACCCAGUGAGGCUCACAAGUUUAAUCUCCUAAUGGGUUCCCCGCCUUUGUUUAUUUCUUAUGCAUCUCUUAUACCUGAUGGAUCUAGGUUGAUGGUUCCACACAAUGGUCACAGAGAUGUUGUUCUAGCUGUUUAUGACAAUGAACCUACUAGCGUUAUAUCUUAUGCACUUUGUUCGAAAGUGUAUAAUGACUGGGUCACUGAUAAGUCGACCGUGUCUGAACGGAGUUGGAUCACAAGUGACACCAACAAGGAAUCUGGAGUGGCAGCUAGCCUUUCGGCAUGGCAGUCUUUUGGCUCUCUAGACAUGGAUUAUAUCCAUUAUGGGAGCUAUGGUUCUGAAGAUGCUUCCAGUACAAUUACUUCCCUCUUUACAGAUUCAAAAAGUUCUCCUCACCUAAGGAUCUCUUUCGAUGACGAAUCUUCGAGUAGUGGGGGAAAGGUGAAAUUUUCAGUCACUUGUUACUUUGCAAAGCAGUUUGAUGCUCUUAGAAGGAAGUGCUGUCCUGAUGAAUUGGAUUUUGUACGUUCCUUAAGCCGUUGUAAAAGAUGGAGUGCCCAGGGGGGAAAGAGCAAUGUUUACUUUGCCAAGUCGUUGGAUGAAAGAUUCAUAAUUAAACAAGUUCAGAAAACUGAGUUGGAUUCUUUUGAAGAAUUUGCACCAGAGUACUUCAAAUAUUUAACACAUUCUAUUAACUCGCGGAGUCCAACUUGUCUUGCAAAAAUUCUUGGGAUAUUCCAGGUUUCGGUCAAACACUUAAAAGGAGGCAGGGAAACAAAAAUGGAUUUAAUUGUGAUGGAGAAUCUCUUUUUUGAAAGAAAGAUUUCGAGGGUCUAUGAUCUCAAGGGUUCUCUACGAUCCCGCUACAAUGCAGAUACAACUGGUGCAAACAAAGUGUUGCUGGAUAUGAAUCUUUUAGAAACAUUGCAUACCAAACCCAUAUUUCUUGGAGGCAAAGCCAAAAGAAGCCUCGAGCGAGCUGUUUGGAAUGAUACAUCCUUUUUGGCAUCUGUUGACGUGAUGGACUAUUCAUUGCUGGUCGGGGUGGAUGAAGAACGAAAAGAACUAGUCUUGGGGAUCAUAGACUUCAUGAGGCAAUAUACUUGGGACAAGCACUUAGAGACAUGGGUGAAGGCAUCCGGCAUACUUGGAGGACCAAAGAACGCGUCACCAACUAUCGUUUCUCCAAAACAAUACAAGAAAAGAUUCAGAAAAGCGAUGACUACCUAUUUUCUCACAGUACCAGAUCAAUGGUCAUCUUGAACAAUCUUGGAUUUAUUAUCUAUUCAUUCUUAUAGAGCCUUCUGUCAAUAAGCAUACCUUUCCUAAUUGCACAAAAUUUUGCAGAUGAAGGAAAGGUUAGAUAUUUUCCAGUUGGUUCAUAUUUGUUUUGCCAUCUGGGAUUCAAAGGGUAUGAGAAAAGUAGGGGCUGUUAUCUUUAUUAAUUAAAAUUCUGGCAAAGUGUACAUUUGACCAUCUGUACAUUCAUACAAAAAGCUUCAUUUGAGUUGAUGAAAA
Capsicum annuum is the source of this 6758-nucleotide messenger RNA. RefSeq names its product putative 1-phosphatidylinositol-3-phosphate 5-kinase FAB1C. The record is from RefSeq and is a predicted model, not a curated record. Gene Ontology annotation, molecular function: 1-phosphatidylinositol-3-phosphate 5-kinase activity; ATP binding. The transcript has 11 exons. NCBI's taxonomy places the organism in Eukaryota, Viridiplantae, Streptophyta, Magnoliopsida, Solanales, Solanaceae. Gene Ontology annotation, cellular component: endosome membrane. Gene Ontology annotation, biological process: phosphatidylinositol phosphate biosynthetic process. Bases 1296 to 6503 code for a protein of 1735 amino acids.